AUGCUCCAUAGUCAAACACUUGUUUGUUUUAUAUCAGCAGCAUUUACCACGCCAAGGGCCAUCCUGACUGGCCAUGACUGUGAGGUGACCUGUGUAAGUGUUUGUGCCGAGUUGGGUCUCGUCAUCAGCGGCUCCAAAGAGGGUCCUUGUCUGAUCCAUUCUAUGAAUGGGGACCUGCUACGAACCCUUGAGGGACCAGAGCGCUGCCUUCGACCACGACUCAUUCAGUCCUCCACCGAGGGUCACUGCAUGAUUUAUUACGACAAGGGACAGUUUUGUCUCUUCAGUGUCAAUGGAAAACUUCUUAGACACAUGGAGGUUGAAGACAGCGUCAAGGCCAUGCUUCUUAGUCGAGAUGGUCAGUAUCUCCUGACAGGUGGGGAUGGAGGUGUGGUAUCUGUAUGGCAGGUUUAUGACCUCAAACAGCUCUUCACUUACCCGGGCUGUGACGCCGGAAUCCGCUCCAUGGCCAUGUCACAUGACCAAAGGUGCAUCAUCACCGGCAUGGCAUCUGGAAGCAUCGUACUUUUCUAUAACGACUUCAACAGGUGGCAUCACGAGUACCAGACCAGGUACUAA
This is a messenger RNA of Menidia menidia (Atlantic silverside), 579 nucleotides long. Lineage: Eukaryota; Metazoa; Chordata; Actinopteri; Atheriniformes; Atherinopsidae. The record is from the annotation of a GenBank genome assembly.